Bolinopsis microptera is the source of this 6057-nucleotide messenger RNA. RefSeq names its product mucin-22-like. The record is from RefSeq and is a predicted model, not a curated record. The coding region runs from base 1 to 6057 and encodes 2018 amino acids. NCBI's taxonomy places the organism in Eukaryota, Metazoa, Ctenophora, Tentaculata, Lobata, Bolinopsidae. The transcript is spliced from 24 exons.
AUGCACGUUGAAUCAGUACACAAAGAUGUGAAGAAGGGCUCAGAUACAACUAUAUCCUGUGUUAUCACUGGAUUGACAGAAACAGAAACAGUGACCUGGCGAACUAGUACUGGACCAGUUCCAGCUGAAAAGUUCACCCAUGUUCAAGGAAGCCAAUCCGGAGGGACUCAGACAUCAACUCUUGCUGUUGACGGAACUCUUGUGAAUAAAGAUACUGCCUACACUUGCAGAGUCACUACCGGAUCUUUACCUGAUUCCAGCCACUCGGAUAGCACCGUCAAUCUUAACGUAUACGAUGUUGAAUCAGUACACAAAGAAGUGAAGAAGGGCUCAGAUACAACCAUAUCCUGUGUUAUCACUGGAUUGACAGAAACAGCAAUAGUGACCUGGCGAACUAGUACUGGACCAGUUCCAGCUGAAAAGUUCACCCAUGUUCAUGGAAGCCAAUCCGGAGGGACUCAGACAUCAACUCUUGCUGUUGACGGAACUCUUGUGAAUGAAAAUACUGCCUACACUUGCAGAGUCACUACCGGAUCUUUACCUGAUUCCAGCCACUCGGAUAGCACCGUCAAUCUUAACGUAUACGACGUUGAAUCAGUACACAAAGAUGUGAAGAAGGGCUCAGAUACAACUAUAUCCUGUGUUAUCACUGGAUUGACAGAAACAGCAACAGUGACCUGGCGAACUAGUACUGGACCAGUUCCAGCUGAAAAGUUCACCCAUGUUCAAGGAAGCCAAUCCGGAGGGACUCAGACAUCAACUCUUGCUGUUGACGGAACUCUUGUGAAUAAAGAUACUGCCUACACUUGCAGAGUCACUUCCGGAUCUUUACCUGAUUCCAGCCACUCGGAUACCACCGUCAAUCUUAACGUAUACGACGUUGAAUCAGUACACAAAGAUGUGAAGAAGGGCUCAGAUACAACUAUAUCCUGUGUUAUCACUGGAUUGACAGAAACAGCAACAGUGACCUGGCGAACUAGUACUGGACCAGUUCCAGCUGAAAAGUUCACCCAUGUUCAAGGAAGCCAAUCCGGAGGGACUCAGACAUCAACUCUUGCUGUUGACGGAACUCUUGUGAAUAAAGAUACUGCCUACACUUGCAGAGUCACUUCCGGAUCUUUACCUGAUUCCAGCCACUCGGAUACCACCGUCAAUCUUAACGUAUACGACGUUGAAUCAGUACACAAAGAUGUGAAGAAGGGCUCAGAUACAACUAUAUCCUGUGUUAUCACUGGAUUGACAGAAACAGCAACAGUGACCUGGCGAACUAGUACUGGACCAGUUCCAGCUGAAAAGUUCACCCAUGUUCAAGGAAGCCAAUCCGGAGGGACUCAGACAUCAACUCUUGCUGUUGACGGAACUCUUGUGAAUAAAGAUACUGCCUACACUUGCAGAGUCACUACCGGAUCUUUACCUGAUUCCAGCCACUCGGAUAGCACCGUCAAUCUUAACGUAUACGAUGUUGAAUCAGUACACAAAGAAGUGAAGAAGGGCUCAGAUACAACCAUAUCCUGUGUUAUCACUGGAUUGACAGAAACAGCAACAGUGACCUGGCGAACUAGUACUGGACCAGUUCCAGCUGAAAAGUUCACCCAUGUUCAUGGAAGCCAAUCCGGAGGGACUCAGACAUCAACUCUUGCUGUUGACGGAACUCUUGUGAAUGAAAAUACUGCCUACACUUGCAGAGUCACUACCGGAUCUUUACCUGAUUCCAGCCACUCGGAUAGCACCGUCAAUCUUAACGUAUACGACGUUGAAUCAGUACACAAAGAUGUGAAGAAGGGCUCAGAUACAACUAUAUCCUGUGUUAUCACUGGAUUGACAGAAACAGCAACAGUGACCUGGCGAACUAGUACUGGACCAGUUCCAGCUGAAAAGUUCACCCAUGUUCAAAGAAGCCAAUCCGGAGGGACUCAGACAUCAACUCUUGCUGUUGACGGAACUCUUGUGAAUAAAGAUACUGCCUACACUUGCAGAGUCACUUCCGGAUCUUUACCUGAUUCCAGCCACUCGGAUACCACCGUCAAUCUUAACGUAUACGACGUUGAAUCAGUACACAAAGAUGUGAAGAAGGGCUCAGAUACAACUAUAUCCUGUGUUAUCACUGGAUUGACAGAAACAGCAACAGUGACCUGGCGAACUAGUACUGGACCAGUUCCAGCUGAAAAGUUCACCCAUGUUCAAGGAAGCCAAUCCGGAGGGACUCAGACAUCAACUCUUGCUGUUGACGGAACUCUUGUGAAUAAAGAUACUGCCUACACUUGCAGAGUCACUACCGGAUCUUUACCUGAUUCCAGCCACUCGGAUAGCACCGUCAAUCUUAACGUAUACGAUGUUGAAUCAGUACACAAAGAAGUGAAGAAGGGCUCAGAUACAACCAUAUCCUGUGUUAUCACUGGAUUGACAGAAACAGCAACAGUGACCUGGCGAACUAGUACUGGACCAGUUCCAGCUGAAAAGUUCACCCAUGUUCAUGGAAGCCAAUCCGGAGGGACUCAGACAUCAACUCUUGCUGUUGACGGAACUCUUGUGAAUAAAGAUACUGCCUACACUUGCAGAGUCACUACCGGAUCUUUACCUGAUUCCAGCCACUCGGAUAGCACCGUCAAUCUUAACGUAUACGACGUUGAAUCAGUACACAAAGAUGUGAAGAAGGGCUCAGAUACAACUAUAUCCUGUGUUAUCACUGGAUUGACAGAAACAGCAACAGUGACCUGGCGAACUAGUACUGGACCAGUUCCAGCUGAAAAGUUCACCCAUGUUCAAGGAAGCCAAUCCGGAGGGACUCAGACAUCAACUCUUGCUGUUGACGGAACUCUUGUGAAUAAAGAUACUGCCUACACUUGCAGAGUCACUACCGGAUCUUUACCUGAUUCCAGCCACUCGGAUAGCACCGUCAAUCUUAACGUAUACGAUGUUGAAUCAGUACACAAAGAAGUGAAGAAGGGCUCAGAUACAACCAUAUCCUGUGUUAUCACUGGAUUGACAGAAACAGCAUCAGUGACCUGGCGAACUAGUACUGGACCAGUUCCAGCUGAAAAGUUCACCCAUGUUCAUGGAAGCCAAUCCGGAGGGACUCAGACAUCAACUCUUGCUGUUGACGGAACUCUUGUGAAUGGAAAUACUGCCUACACUUGCAGAGUCACUACCGGAUCUUUACCUGAUUCCAGCCACUCGGAUAGCACCGUCAAUCUUAACGUAUACGACGUUGAAUCAGUACACAAAGAUGUGAAGAAGGGCUCAGAUACAACUAUAUCCUGUGUUAUCACUGGAUUGACAGAAACAGCAACAGUGACCUGGCGAACUAGUACUGGACCAGUUCCAGCUGAAAAGUUCACCCAUGUUCAAGGAAGCCAAUCCGGAGGGACUCAGACAUCAACUCUUGCUGUUGACGGAACUCUUGUGAAUAAAGAUACUGCCUACACUUGCAGAGUCACUUCCGGAUCUUUACCUGAUUCCAGCCACUCGGAUACCACCGUCAAUCUUAACGUAUACGACGUUGAAUCAGUACACAAAGAUGUGAAGAAGGGCUCAGAUACAACUAUAUCCUGUGUUAUCACUGGAUUAACAGAAACAGCAACAGUGACCUGGCGAACUAGUACUGGACCAGUUCCAGCUGAAAAGUUCACCCAUGUUCAAGGAAGCCAAUCCGGAGGGACUCAGACAUCAACUCUUGCUGUUGACGGAACUCUUGUGAAUGAAGAUACUGCCUACACUUGCAGAGUCACUUCCGGAUCUUUACCUGAUUCCAGCCACUCGGAUACCACCGUCAAUCUUAACGUAUACGAUGUUGAAUCAGUACACAAAGAAGUGAAGAAGGGCUCAGAUACAACCAUAUCCUGUGUUAUCACUGGAUUGACAGAAACAGCAACAGUGCCCUGGCGAACUAGUACUGGACCAGUUCCAACUGAAAAGUUUACUUCUGUUCAAGGAAGCCAAUCCGGAGGGACUCAGACAUCAACUGUUGCUGUUGACGGAACUCUUGUGAAUGAAUAUACUGCCUACACUUGCAGAGUCACUUCCGGAUCUUUACCUGAUUCCAGCCACUCGGAUACCACUGUCAAUCUUAACGUUUACGAUGUUGAAUCAGUACACAAAGAAGUGAAGAAGGGCUCAGAUACAACCAUAUCCUGUGUUAUCACUGGAUUGACAGAAACAGCAACAGUGACCUGGCGAACUAGUACAGGACCAGUUCCAACUGAAAAGUUUACUUCUGUUCAAGGAAGCCAAUCCGGAGGGACUCAGACAUCAACUCUUGCUGUUGACGGAACUCUUUUGAAUGAAGAUACUUCCUACACUUGCAGAGUCACUACCGGAUCUUUACCUGAUUCCAGCCACUCGGAUAGCACCGUCAAUCUUAACGUAUACGACGUUGAAUCAGUACACAAAGAAGUGAAGAAGGGCUCAGAUACAACCAUAUCCUGUGUUAUCACUGGAUUGACAGAAACAGCAACAGUGACCUGGCGAACAAGUACAGGACCAGUUCCAACUAAAAAGUUUACUUCUGUUCAAGGAAGCCAAUCCGGAGGGACUCAGACAUCAACUCUUGCUGUUGACGGAAAUCUUGUGAAUGAAAAUACUGCCUACACUUGCAGAGUCACUUCCGGAUCUUUACCUGAUUCCAGCCACUCGGAUACCACUGUCAAUCUUAACGUUUACGAUGUUGAAUCAGUACACAAAGAAGUGAAGAAGGGCUCAGAUACAACCAUAUCCUGUGUUAUCACUGGAUUGACAGAAACAGCAACAGUGACCUGGCGAACUAGUACAGGACCAGUUCCAACUGAAAAGUUUACUUCUGUUCAAGGAAGCCAAUCCGGAGGGACUCAGACAUCAACUCUUGCUGUUGACGGAACUCUUUUGAAUGAAGAUACUUCCUACACUUGCAGAGUCACUACCGGAUCUUUACCUGAUUCCAGCCACUCGGAUAGCACCGUCAAUCUUAACGUAUACGACGUUGAAUCAGUACACAAAGAAGUGAAGAAGGGCUCAGAUACAACCAUAUCCUGUGUUAUCACUGGAUUGACAGAAACAGCAACAGUGACCUGGCGAACUAGUACAGGACCAGUUCCAACUAAAAAGUUUACUUCUGUUCAAGGAAGCCAAUCCGGAGGGACUCAGACAUCAACUCUUGCUGUUGAGGGAACUUUAGUGAAUGAAGAUACUGCUUACACUUGCAGAGUUACUUCCGGAUCUUUACCUGAUUCCGGCCAAUCAGAUACUACCGUCAAUCUGAACGUAUACGACGUUGAACCAGUUAACAAAGAAGUGAAGAAGGGCUCAGAUACAACCAUAUCCUGUGUUAUCACUGGAUUGACAGAAACAGCAACAGUGACCUGGCGAACUAGUACAGGACCAGUUCCAGCUGAAAAGUUCACCCAUGUUCAUGGAAGCCAAUCCGGAGGGACUCAGACAUCAACUCUUGCUGUUGAGGGAACUUUAGUGAAUGAAGAUCAUGCCUACACUUGCAGAGUCACUUCCGGAUCUUUACCUGAUUCCAGCCACUCGGAUACCACCGUCAAUCUUAAUGUUUAUGACGUUCAAUCUGUAAACAAAGAAGUGAAGAAGGGCUCAGACACAACCAUAUCCUGUGUUAUCACUGGAUUGACAGAAACAGCAACAGUGACCUGGCGAACUAGUACAGGACCAGUUCCAACUGAAAAGUUCACCGCUGCUGUUCAAGGAAACCACUCUGGGGGGACACAAACAUCAACUCUUGCUGUAAACGGAACUCUUGUGAAUGAAGAUACUGCCUACACUUGCAGAGUCACUUCUGGAUCCUUACCUGAUUCCAGCCACUCGGACACCACUGUCAAUCUUAACGUUUACGAUGUCACAACUACAGACAAACACGUACAUCACGGUAAAGACAACAUCAUCUCCUGUAAAAUUACUGGAAUUUCUGUUAAUGCUACGAUAGGUUACGAGAGAGUUCCAUCCCACUACAGGAUAGUGGUUUUGAUCUAUUCCUUAGUAGUAAAGACCACUGCCCCCUACGAAGAAGAAGAUCGAACAGUACUCGAUGUGUUGGCUGAAUUAAGAGUUCAGACAAAGUCGUGA